AAAUGAGAAUGAAAUUUUGCAUUUUUUUUUAUGGAAUUUGGGUUUUUGAUUGAGGAAUUAUGAAUGUCAUUCUGUUGCUUUUUGUUGAUAAUUUUUCAGAGAAUUCAAACUUAUUGAGUUGCUUUUGGUGGUUUCCUGCAGAUAUUGGCUGUUUGAGCAGAAUGAGUAACCGAGGAAGAGUUAGAUGGGAUGAGGCUAAUCUGGGAGAAAUUGAAGCUAAUAAACCUGAAAGGCAGAAAAUUACUGAGCCGAAGACGCCGUAUCACCCCAUGCAAACUGAUGAUGAAGAUGAUGAGGGAUCUAUGUCUCCUAUACGGGGGAGUCGGUUUGAUGAAUGUGUCGGUGACGCAAUGCAUGCAGAAGCGAUAAGAACUGCUUUGACUGAUGUGGCAUCAUCAAGUAAAAAGAAGACAACAAGAGUUACUGGCUGGACAUCAUCUGAGGAUGAGGGAGAUGCUAUGGAUCAAGAUGAUGAAGAUUCAGACAAAAGUAGCAGGAAUUUCAGGGAGCUCAGAAGAGCUCACUAUGAUGAAUUUCAGAAAGUAAAAGAACUCAGACGGAAAGGUUCCCUUCCUCUUGAAGAAGAAGAAGAAGACGAUGAGGAUGUUGAGAUGAACAAAGUAAAGAGCUCUGAUACCCCUUUGUCUCCAGGUGAAGCCAAACCUAAUGGAGCUUAGAUGAAGCCAAGCUAAGACUGUUUUUAAGCAAGCCAAGCUAAAACUAUGGUUGAUAUAUCUCUGACAUUUGAUUACAGUUUUUGGGAUGACUAUAGAGAAUGCUCUAAUGACUGCAGUGACUGCUAUAUGUAUUCUUCAUGAAUAUGCUUUUUGUUUGUAAAUAGUUUCACUUUAUUUCUGUCUCCAUAACAAUGUUGCUUAAAAAUCUUGAUGCAAAAGACCAUUUUUAAUAGUUUGUUAUGAUCUUUUUCACUUAU
This is a messenger RNA of Fragaria vesca subsp. vesca, 934 nucleotides long. RefSeq lists its product as uncharacterized. The record is from RefSeq and is a predicted model, not a curated record. Gene Ontology annotation, molecular function: protein phosphatase inhibitor activity. Gene Ontology annotation, biological process: regulation of signal transduction. The transcript is spliced from 4 exons. The coding region runs from base 60 to 677 and encodes 205 amino acids. NCBI's taxonomy places the organism in Eukaryota, Viridiplantae, Streptophyta, Magnoliopsida, Rosales, Rosaceae.